Molecule: messenger RNA, 778 nt
Organism: Staurois parvus
Lineage: Eukaryota; Metazoa; Chordata; Amphibia; Anura; Ranidae
Source: the annotation of a GenBank genome assembly
AUGGGCGUCACAUGGCAGAUUCUGAACGAAACGCUCAACUUGAUGAACUCCACGGGCAAUGGUUAUAUGUUCGACACCUGGAAGGGGACUUCCCCCUGUAUUCGUUGUGCCGUGGUAGGCAAUGGUGGAAUCCUGAAUGGAUCUAGAGUGGGCAAAGAGAUUGACAGCCAUGAUUACGUCUUCAGGGUGAACGGCGCCAUUACAGCGGGCUUCGAAAAGGACGUUGGCAAUCGCACUUCCUUCUAUUUCUUUGGCACGAACACCAUGAUGAACUCAUUUAUGGCCUAUGGGCACCGAGGGUUCAAGAGUGUCCCCCACACAGAGAGGAAACCCGCUUCGUCCUCCUCCCGGAUCACGACAGAGAUUAUUUACUGGUCAGAGCCGCCCUCACCAACAGAAUCAUCGACCGCGGCCGGGACAAAGGCAAAGACCCAGCGCGCGCUAUUUUGGCAAGAACCUGACCACAGAACACUUCAAGAUCCUGCACCCGGACUUCAUGCGUUACCUGAGGAACAGGUUCCUCUGGGCCCCCAUCCUGAACACCAACAACCGGGACAUCUACCGACCGUCCACCGGAGCCGCCAUUCUCCUGGCUGCUAUACACACCUGUGACCAGGUCAGCGCCUACGGCUUCAUGACCCCCAACUAUGAGAAGUUCUCCGAUCAUUACUAUGACACCACCUACAAUAAGGUGACAUUCUACGCCAACCACAAUUUCAGGAAAGAGAUGGAGUUGUGGCAGCAGCUGCACAGAGCGGGUGUCAUCACCCUCUACAUG